CCUUCUCUCAAUCUGUCUCAAAAAUAAAUAAACGUUAAAAAAUUUAUUUAAAAAAAAGAUGGUUUAACCCUAUCUAAUCAGCAAGGCGUUUCCAUGGUAAUAUUCCAUGUAGGUCGAGUGGUAAGUUGGGCAUUCCCGUUCAUUGCCAGGGGAAGGGCCAGCUGAUGGAAAAGUUGGCCAAAUGAGUGAAGAGAACUUAAAAUGCACAUAUCCUUUAACCCAGUGCUUCUGUGUCUAAGCAUUCAUCGUAAGGACUUACCAGAAAUAAGGACUCACGGUGUUGCCUGCAAUUUUGUUGAGAAGAGCCAAAAAUUGAAGAAAAAAAAAAUGUCCAACAAAAGCUGAAUGACUAAAUGUAUCACAUGUGUAUAUCCCCCCAAGGUAGUAUCAUGCAGCCAUUUUUAAGUCAUUAUUUUGCUCAUUAUUUAUAGAAAGAGGGAACAUUUCAAGUGAAAUAAAGGAACUACAGUAUUCAGGGUGAUUUUUUUCUCCUUUAUACUUGAAAGCAUUUUCUGGAUUUUCUAUACUGGUGACUUCUGUGAUAAGAAACAAGAGUUGAUAUCCAUUUUCUAAUACCCAUAUAAACACCAUUUGGUGGCUCCAGGUAAGCCUCUUGCUUCUGAUGUACCAUCAAUUAAAGCAGCUUGAGAGCCCAGCGACAUCUCUACAUCUCAUCUCUGCCACCCCACCCACCACUUCAGAGCUUAGAGCCUUCAUUGCAUUUCUGUAUCUGUUUGCCUCUAAACAUGAACGAAUGACCUGCACCCUCCUUUGCUUGCGUUGGGCUGGUUCCCACUGCCCUUCCCAAAGAAAGGAAGAAAAGAAUGUGAUCUUUUAUUUUCAUGUGCAUCCUCUCUCACUGUCUGUGCGUACCUAGGUGUCUGCUUUAUUGUGGGUGCCAGUUGGGGUGGGUUAGAAAGAAAUGCUAGUUUCUUCUGCCUUGUGGAAAAACACUGACCCUAUCUUUGUUCUUGUCCCACAGAUAUGAUGCUGCCUCUUGUGUUUAGCCAUUGGAGCAGUUACAGUUUUUUGUGCUGAGAUCAUUCUGAACACUCAAACACUAGACUUCAGCAUUCAAGGGAAGCCAAAGCCAUUGGAGGGGGAAUAAAGCCCAAAGCCUUUUAUCUGAUUUGCUCCAAAAAUUUCACUGCCCCUUCCCUACCCACCCCCCUCCCCAAAUUUAAGCUGUUGCACACAGACAGACGGCAUGGCGAGCAAGCGAAAAUCCACAACCCCGUGCAUGGUUCGGACAUCACAAGUAGUAGAACAAGAUGUGCCCGAGGAAGGAGACAGGGCCAAAGAAAAAGGAAACAGCACAACACAGCCUGAAACAACCAAGGACAGUUGGACAGUAGAACCCGAGAACUCUUCCAAAGAAAAUGAAGUGAUAGAGGUGAAAUCUACAGGGGAAAACCAAUCCAAAAAACUCCAAGGUGGUUAUGAAUGCAAAUACUGCCCCUACUCCACGCAAAACCUGAACGAGUUCACGGAGCACGUUGACACGCAGCACCCCAACGUGAUUCUCAACCCCUUAUACGUGUGUGCCGAAUGUAACUUCACAACCAAAAAGUACGACUCCCUGUCUGACCACAACUCCAAGUUCCAUCCCGGGGAGACCAACUUCAAGCUGAAGUUAAUCAAGCGCAAUAAUCAAACUGUCUUAGAGCAGUCCAUCGAAGCCACCAACCACGUCGUGUCCAUCACCACCAGCGGCCCCGGAAGCGGCGACGGUGAUCCCGGAAUCUCAGUGAGUAAAACCCCCAUCAUGAAGCCAGGGAAACCAAAAGCCGAUGCCAAGAAGGUGCCCAAGAAGCCGGAGGAGGCCACGCCCGAGAACCACGUGGAAGGGACUGCCCGCCUGGUGACAGACGCGGCUGAGAUCCUCUCGAGACUCGGAGGCGUGGAGCUCCUCCAGGACACAUUAGGGCACGUCACGCCUUCUGUCCAGCUCCCACCAAAUAUCAACCUUGUCCCGAAGGUCCCCGUCCCGCUGAAUACUACCAAAUACAACUCUGCCCUGGACACGAAUGCCACCAUGAUCAACUCCUUCAACAAGUUCCCUUACCCGACCCAGGCCGAGUUGUCCUGGCUGACAGCUGCUUCCAAACACCCAGAAGAGCACAUCAGAAUCUGGUUUGCCACACAGCGCUUAAAGCAUGGCAUCAGCUGGUCCCCGGAGGAGGUGGAGGAGGCCCGGAAAAAGAUGUUUAAUGGCACUAUCCAGUCAGUACCCCCCACGAUCACCGUGCUGCCGGCCCAGCUGGCGCCCACAAAGAUGUCACAGCCCAUCCUCCAGACAGCUCUGCCGUGCCAGAUUCUCGGCCAGACCAGCCUGGUGCUGACUCAGGUGACCAGCGGAUCAACAACGGUCUCCUGCUCCCCCAUCACGCUUGCCGUGGCCGGAGUGACCAACCAUGGCCAAAAAAGGCCUUUAGUGACUCCCCAGGCCGCCCCCGAGCCCAAGCGUCCACACAUAGCUCAGGUGCCAGAGCCCCCGCCCAAGGUGGCCAACCCUGUGCUGACGCCAGCCAGUGACCGCAAGAAGACAAAGGAGCAGAUUGCGCAUCUCAAGGCAAGCUUUCUCCAGAGCCAGUUUCCUGACGAUGCUGAGGUCUAUCGGCUCAUCGAGGUGACCGGCCUUGCCAGGAGUGAGAUCAAGAAGUGGUUCAGCGAUCACCGGUAUCGGUGUCAAAGAGGCAUCGUCCACAUCACCAGCGAAUCCCUUGCCAAAGACCAGUUGGCCAUCGCAGCCUCCCGACACGGCCGCGCGUACCACGCGUACCCGGACUUUGCCCCACAGAAAUUCAAAGAAAAAACACAGGGUCAGAUUAAAACCCUGGAGGACAGCUUUUUGAAAAGCUCUUUCCCGACCCAAGCAGAACUGGAUAGACUAAGGGUGGAAACCAAGCUGAGCAGGAGAGAGAUCGAAUCCUGGUUCUCAGAGAGACGGAAGCUUCGGGACAGCAUGGAACAAGCAGUCUUGGAUUCCAUGGGGACUGGCAAAAAAGGCCAAGAUGUGGUGGCCCCCAAUGGUGCUCUGUCUCGACUUGACCAGCUCUCCGGUGCCCAGUUAGCCAGUUCUCUGCCCAGCCCUUCACCAGCAAUUACGAAAAAUCAAGAACAGGUACAUCUCCUGCGGAGCACGUUUGCAAGAACCCAGUGGCCUACUCCCCAGGAGUAUGACCAGUUAGCAGCCAAGACGGGCCUGGUCCGAACUGAAAUUGUGCGCUGGUUCAAAGAGAACAGGUGCUUGCUAAAAACCGGAACCUUAAAGUGGAUGGAGCAGUACCAGCACCAGCAGAUAGCGGGAGAUCACGGUUACGACGCCCCACCAAGGAAAGCAGUGAAAGCCGUCAUCACUGAGAGCCCAAAGAAUGGAAGUGACGUGGGUCAGCAACAUUACAAGGACCCCAAAAAGCUCUGUGAAGAGGACUUGGAGAAGCUGGUACCCAGGGUGAAAGUGAGCAACGAGCAAGCCAAGGAUGGUGUGCCGGCCAAGCCUUCUGAAGCCACCUCGGACAGGUCGGAGGGCAGCAGCCGGGACGGCCAGGGCAGCGACGAGAAUGAGGAGUCGGGCGUUGUGGAUUGGGUGGAGGUCACGGUCGGAGAGGAGGACGCCAUCUCAGACAGGUCGGAUAGCUGGAGUCAGACAGCAGCCGAAGGCACCGCAGAACAGGCCGGCUCGGACUCCGACAGCAUCCCUGCCGAGGCUGGCCAGGCCUAACAGGGAAGUCUGUCAGAACUGCAUUGCUGAUAAAGGGGACGCUCUGUCUUUGAGGAAGGAAGAGGACCUCCCUCCCCGGCCGUGGGCCACCCUGGUCAGAGGCUCCAAGUGGAACCACUUAGCCGGCGUGUGGCUGCUGGGUGCCGGAGCCCCAGCCUUCACACACACCCCGCCCGGAGGACCGGCGGGAAUUGUUCAUAGUGCCAAAGUCCUACUACUGCGUUUUCAAUGGGUCCUUGUAAAUAGUUUGCUCCUCUGCCCUGGCCCCCACUUCUUGCUAUACUGGAACCAAUUUGUACGAUGUGGGAAUUUUGUUACCUUUUUAAUCAAGGGCAACGUCCUUUUCCAGCACUACCAUUGUAAGGUUUUUUUCCAGGAGGGAGGGCUGAUCACAUGUGCUUUUCUCUUUUUCCUUUUUUUUUUUUUAAUCUUUAUUUUAUUAAUUUUGGGGAGGGGGGGAAUGUUAGCAUUAGUGCCAUUAUAUCUACUGGAUUUUAGGUAGGGAGAGUUCGUUUUAUUAAAAGUAGUUUGAAAUUUGGGAGAUUUCUCCGUGGGAAGGGCUAGGAUUUGGGCUUCUGUCUGAACUUUGAGAGGGUUUCACAGAUGGCACAUCUUCCAGAUCAAGCCCAUUUUUGGUUCUCCCUCCCCCACCAGCCACCUCUGGGGUCCCUGUUUAGCCACGCACAGGGCUUUCCGAACUGCCAACAGGUGGAUCUGGUUUUCUCCGCCGCCUGGCCUCUUGGGCUGACCUUGGGCGUUGCCAGCACCAGAGAACUAGGGAGCAGGUGGCUCCCUCUUUCAGCGUCUUGUUAGAUACCAGCAGAAAGGGCUUCCACAUUUCUAGCAUUAUCGUUACUUUUGUGAAACUCCAACAAAAAGAGGUCUUCCUAUCUAGAUGGUACAAAAAUGAACAACUUUGGUUUUGAUUUCUGUUCCUAACUGCCUUUUCUCGGUGUGGUAUUUGACAAGAUUUCAGCCUGAAGCCUCACCAUGAUCUGAUUUUUUUUGUUCGUGUUUGUUUUUGGGCCAAUUUUAGAUUCCUGAGUGCACUUUUGUUUUUUGUUGGUUUUUUUUUUUUUUUUCCAAUUAGUCCUAACUUUUAAAGAGGAAAAACCAAGAGACAUAUCUGGUGUAAAUGUUGCAAUAUGAAUUGUGUUUGCAACCCCCUCCCCCCCCACCCCCCAUUUGGGUAUACUGCACAAAUAAAAUGCUAGGGAGUUUGGAAAAAAAACAUUUUUUCUAACUUGUUGCUCAUUUGUUGUAACUCAAUAAAGCAGAGACUAAACAUUUUUAUAACCUUU
Messenger RNA from Lynx canadensis (Canada lynx), 5025 nucleotides. RefSeq names its product zinc fingers and homeoboxes 2 (gene ZHX2). The transcript has 2 exons. Gene Ontology annotation, biological process: regulation of transcription by RNA polymerase II. The record is from RefSeq and is a predicted model, not a curated record. Gene Ontology annotation, cellular component: nucleus. NCBI's taxonomy places the organism in Eukaryota, Metazoa, Chordata, Mammalia, Carnivora, Felidae. Gene Ontology annotation, molecular function: DNA binding; DNA-binding transcription factor activity, RNA polymerase II-specific. Bases 1208 to 3724 code for a protein of 838 amino acids.